This is a messenger RNA of Blastocystis hominis, 806 nucleotides long. RefSeq lists its product as hypothetical. Gene Ontology annotation, molecular function: RNA binding; structural constituent of ribosome. NCBI's taxonomy places the organism in Eukaryota, Bigyra, Opalinata, Blastocystidae. Bases 23 to 742 code for a protein of 239 amino acids. Gene Ontology annotation, cellular component: cytosolic small ribosomal subunit; nucleus. The transcript is spliced from 3 exons. Gene Ontology annotation, biological process: translation. The record is from RefSeq and is a predicted model, not a curated record.
CUUUGAUUAUUAGUCCUUGGAAAUGUCCUCUCAAAGAAUUAGCAAGAAGCAUCAGUGUGUGGCCGAUGGAGUGUUCUACGCCGAGCUCGACGAGCUCCUGAACCGCGAGCUUUCUGAAGUUGGUUACUCCGGAGUGAGCAUCCGCAAGUCUACCAUGAAGACUGAGAUCAUUAUUCGUGCUCCCAGACCUCAGGAGAUUAUUGGUGAGAACUCUCGCCGCAUCAACGAGCUGACUGCUCUGGUCCAGAAGAGAUUCGGCUUCAACGAGAACAACGUUGUUCUGUACGCCGAGCGUGUGGCUGAGCGCAGCCUGUGCGCCCAGACUCAGGCGGAGGCCCUGAAGUACAGAUUGCUCGCCGGUCUGCCUGUGCGCCGUGCCGCUUACGCUGUGAUCCGCAGCGCUCUGGAGGCCGGAGCGAAGGGCUGCGAGGUCAUCGUGUCGGGAAAGCUGCGCCAGCAGCGUGCGAACGCGAUGAAGUUCAAGGAGGGCUACAUGAUCAAGACCGGUAACGCCUGCAAGGAGUUCGUGGACGAGGCGACUCGCCACGUGCUGGUGAAGCAGGGAAUGCUGGGCGUGAAGGUGCGCAUCAUGAAGCCGACGGAUCCGGAGGGUCGUCUGGGCCCGAAGAAGGCUCUGCCCGAUAUCAUCGUGGUGCACGAGCCCAAGGAGCAGCCGCUGCCCGCCUGGAAGCCCAACCAGCCCAAGGAGGCCGCGCCCGCGGAGGAGGCGAAGGAGCUGUAAAGGGACGACGAUGGGAGAAGCGACGGGCUGAGGCCUGAUCGGUUUCAAGGUCGAUAAUCAUCAU